Messenger RNA from Fusarium graminearum PH-1, 495 nucleotides. RefSeq lists its product as uncharacterized. The record is from RefSeq and is a predicted model, not a curated record. NCBI's taxonomy places the organism in Eukaryota, Fungi, Ascomycota, Sordariomycetes, Hypocreales, Nectriaceae. The coding region runs from base 1 to 495 and encodes 164 amino acids. The transcript has a single exon.
AUGUCGGACCGUGUUAAGACCCACCAAGGACAAGAAAAGAAGCUUCUGUAUCUUCGUGGAUCUAACCCUGAGUACAGCAACACGAUGCCUCCUACUGGCCCGCGUCUGUACCUCCGCGGUAUGUCAAACCGCAGCGACGAAACCGACCAAGACCGCGGCGACGGGAAGUCCCCUCGAGGCAAGUCAUCCGGAAACCCCAGCACUCCUAACCGCCGCAGCACAUUCAACCCACAAGCUGACCCCUUCACUCCCACCACGUCGUCGUCGUCCACUGACCCUAGCUCCGCAGGCUCGUCUGCAAAGAAACCAAGCGUCCAGGAUCAGCGCGAAGAACGGCUGCGUCAGAUCAAUCUCAUUGAAGAUGAGCGCGAUCGUGAGGAUGCCAUGAAUGACUUUAUCUGGGAUCAGCAUACUGAUUGGACUGCUGAGGAGUUGGAGAGGGAGAAGGAGGAGUUGGAGUUGGAGGAGCGAAGACGGCGGUUUGCUCGCCGGUAG